AAAACGGGGGAAGCUCGCUCAAGAACCGGCUGGGCUGUCGUCGGGAACUCAGCAUGCCACAAAACAAAUGCUGAGCGCGCCUCCGGAACAACCGAAUUCACCUCCCGAGCGGCGAUAGUUGACGGCCACGCCCCGUUUCCACCGACCAGAGUCCGUAGAAAAAAACUGCCGGCGGAGGCGCAGCGGUUUGAAAAGCCAGCAGGGCGGCUAACGGGGCUCACAGCGGAGAGGAAGCAGGAGCUGUUUUGGGAACCAUGAGAGAGUACAAAGUAGUGGUUCUCGGGUCCGGCGGGGUCGGAAAAUCCGCAUUAACCGUCCAGUUCGUGACGGGCUCCUUCAUAGAGAAAUACGACCCCACGAUAGAGGAUUUCUACCGAAAGGAGAUCGAGGUGGACUCCUCUCCGUCCGUCCUGGAGAUCCUGGACACGGCGGGCACCGAGCAGUUCGCCUCCAUGCGAGACCUGUACAUCAAAAACGGGCAGGGCUUCAUCCUGGUCUACAGCCUGGUCAACCAGCAGAGCUUCCAGGACAUCAAGCCCAUGAGGGAUCAGAUCAUCCGGGUGAAGAGGUACGAGAGGGUGCCGAUGAUCCUGGUCGGAAACAAAGUGGACCUGGAGGGGGAGAGGGAGGUGUCGUCCGGGGAGGGCAAGGCUCUGGCGGACGACUGGAACUGCCCGUUCAUGGAAACUUCAGCCAAAAAUAAAAGCUCGGUGGACGAACUGUUUGCAGAGAUAGUCCGACAGAUGAACUAUGCCUCAACACCAAAUGGCGACGACCAGUGCUGCUCGUCUUGUGUUAUUCUUUAAGGAAAAUGGACAAUCAUAAAGUUUUUUUUCUUUGCUCGGUUUUAAGUUUGCAAUGUGUGUUGCAGCAAGUCUGUACUGUUGAGCUCUUCUUCGUGUCUCACCCCGGCCUUGGAGGAAAAUGAAGGGAGGAAUGCUGCAAGGGGGGACGAGAGGAGGAGGAGGAGGGAAGCAACUGAGACAGAGGGAGAGGUCCACUCUUCAGGAAUUCUGCUGGGUUGGAGUAUCUUCGCUGCACGAUCAGUGUCCAACAUCGAUGUCAACGCAGUGUCAGAUCCAGCAGCGACCACCCUUCCCCUUCUCACCAACUGUACUCCCAGCUGGAACUAAACCCCAAUGGAGAAAAAAGAUAUGGACAGUAUCACUUAGAGAAACUCAUAAAUGGAUAUUUCUGUAUAAGAAGAAGACAGGGAGAUAGAGUAUAUUUUGGUAAAUAACUGCACAGUCUGAGGCAGGUGAAGAUUUCAACUGCCUAAACCCAAUUUGGGGCAACUAAUGCUCCACGACACUCCAAAAUCCUAUUUUUUUUUCUUUUCCAAAGUCCGAAGAAAACUCACCACGCUUCUGCUGGUGGAGUAAACGUGACGAGGGCCAUUUUUUCUGUCGUUAUCAGUGUGCGAGAGGUCCCUAACUGAAGUGACAUGGGGACGCUGACCCGAUCGCGCUUGUGUCGAGUGCCUUUCCGAAAACAAAUCAGCUGUUCAGAUUUUAGUGCCAACCUAUUACCAAAAGAACCCUUCGACAUGGCAAUCCACAAACUAGUAGAAACUCUUCUUCUGGAUAAUCUCGUAAGGGUGGAGGCUGAAAAACAAAAACCAAUGACUACAAUAGGAUUUUGUUAAUGGAAUGGCGGUUUUCUGUAUGUUUUACAUGGGCCUUUUUGAAGUCUAAAGGUGUUCAUUUCCAAUGUCUGCUUGGUCUGGCCAAACCGUAUAUCUUGAAACGCACAGGUACUGGAACCCUCUAGAUGUGUGAGAACAACACGCAUCGCUUACCCUUUUCCAGACCACUUAAAAUCAAAGGAAUUCUGUUUGUUCUCUUUAUUUUGUUGUUUUUAACAGGAAAUGUGAUGAUGUUGACAAAUCUAACCUGAUUGUAAGUUAAAUUUCAGACCAGCCGUUUAACAGGGAGGGCUGUCUGUUUUAAAGAAAAAAAAAAGACUUUUAAUACAAAUUGCAUUUUUUAAAAAAGAAA
Molecule: messenger RNA, 1997 nt
Organism: Amphiprion ocellaris (clown anemonefish)
Lineage: Eukaryota; Metazoa; Chordata; Actinopteri; Pomacentridae
Product: ras-related protein Rap-2b
Exons: 2
Coding region: 255-806 (183 amino acids)
Biological process (GO): negative regulation of cell migration; Rap protein signal transduction
Cellular component (GO): plasma membrane
Molecular function (GO): GDP binding; GTPase activity; GTP binding
Source: RefSeq, a predicted model, not a curated record